AGACCCCAGUGCCCAUCUGCAAAAUUUUUUGUUAAUCGCUCUGCUUCUUCAUUCACACAAAGAUCUUCAGGAUGUGAUGAAGAUACGCGCCGCUUUAUUGACGCUAAUACCGCCGGGCGAACUCAGAAGUUUCGCCCAGUGUAAAUAGAGUACGUCGAUGUCAGCGAAUUUUUGCACGAAGAAGGUGAUUCAAAGUUGUUAGCCUUUACAUUUCUUCUAGCUCCACGUUACCCGCUCGAGCAGAAAUGGUUGUCCCCGCCUCCAACCUUCCCACGCACGCGGGCCCCGUUCCGCCCCCCAAAAACACCAUCGACGAAGAUUUUCGCCAUGCGGAGAGCGGCUGGCGGUUCCGCGCGGUCCAGUCCCCCAUGCUGGAAUCGCAGGUGGCGGAGACUAUCGCGAACGACGCGGGAAUCUGGCCCCACCCCUGCAUGAUAUUCGACACGUUUUUGCAGGUAUAGGAAAUUCUAAUUCAUCCUGAUGUUGGUGGUGUUUAUCUGCAGAACAUGAAAAUCCAAUUUUGAAAAUUUCUGCACGCGUAGUUCUUCGCUGGGGAAAUCGGCUCAUGAUGACUUUUGUUUUCAAUCAUACUUAUGACUCUACAUAUCAAUCACCACAACUUCCAGGUUUACGAUGCUGCCGACAACCUAGUUCUGGACAUCAACACGCGCGACGCCUUACGCGGAACCCGUAUGGAUUUGAGACAGAAACAGGAGAGCACUGGCAGCAAAACAGAAACAACAAAGACAGCUGGUGUUCCUGAGUUAAAAGUUGUCGCGGAGUCCAGCCAUUUGCUUUCCACCAAGGUCGUUUGCCAGCACGCCGAGAAGUGGGGGUCCAGCCGGGAUUUGACCAUGGCGAAACAGAUCGAGACAGACACCGACUGGACUUUCUCUUCCACCUAUUGCCCUACAGUGAUGAAUUUAAAUUCUACGAAAGACUCCGACAGCCCAACCACAACAAACACCUACGAAACCGACGAGUCCCUCCCCCAAUUUUCCGCGAACCAGUCUCUCCUGCCCAUGGCGUUACUGACCCAGCAGCAAAAUAACCCGAUCGAGUUUUUCACCGCGAUUACCUUUUACGAAGACGAAUUGGACGACGAGGGGAGUGCGGCUUUCUCUUUGAAGAUCCGGGUGCACAAGCACUUUUUUUUUCUAUUACUGCAAAACGAGAUCCGGGUGGACAACGUGCUGGCUCGGAAGGUGGAGACGAUAUGGAUUGCAAAAAUGUCUGGGUCUGGAAAAGUGUAAACUUGUCAUGCAGAUUUUCCAUGACCUCUGGAAUGCAGAUGCAUGGGGUCUGGAAUGCGGGACUUAGCAUGACAGAAUCUGCGAGGUCUCUGCCAUGCCUAUCCUGCAUGAGAAACUCCCUUCCAACUUGGUCAAAAGUGGGCAGCUUUUGGCUCUCAUGCAACACAGAUUUUUGCAUGCUUCAGAUUUACCAUGACAAGUUGCCGCCUUCCAGACCCAGACAUUUUUGCAUUUGAUAGACGAGGUAUUUCGGCAAUUUGUGCUUCAUGAACAAGGAAACGGGGAAUAAAUGGAACCGGGGGAUCCGGCUCAUGAUGCCGGAAGGAGUUGUGCGGAAGUCUUCGACAGGUGGACAACUCGGUGAAAAGAACGAGUCGGAAGUUCUUGUUGAGCAAAGUCCAAAUUAUACCGUCGACACCAGCUGCUCGUCUCCGGCGAAGGAGGUUGAACAACAGCACUCUGUGAUGCAACAAGACCGCAUUCUGGAGCCAGGUUCUAUCUUACGCGAGUGGAGCUACAGCGAGGUGUCGUUUCCGCAGCUCCGACAGCGGGGGGACCUGAAUUCCGCGGAGGAGAUGGUUUUUUGCCUGCAGAAAGUGAACGAAAAGGAUUUGAUAUGCAUUGCAAAUAUGUCUGGGUCUGGAAGAAAGCAAACUUGUGACCACGCGCAUUUCACAACACAUAAAAAUCCGUCAUGCAGAGGCAGCAAAAGCUGCCGACUUUCUCUCACCAAAAUGGGGCAUUUGUCAUGCGGAUUCGGCAUUGCGGAAGCUUCUCGAAACCUGUAAUGCUAGGGCU
This is a messenger RNA of Amoebophrya sp. A120, 2051 nucleotides long. Lineage: Eukaryota; Dinophyceae; Syndiniales; Amoebophryaceae. The record is from the annotation of a GenBank genome assembly.